UGUCUUUGAAGAAGAAGUAUCGAGUGGUUUUGAUAAAUUGAGGUUCGAGUACUUUUGUUUGGAUUUAAUGUCAAGUACUUUUGUUUAAGAAAAGAGUUUCGACCACUUUUGCGAAAUUAAGGCUCGGACGCUUUUGUUUGGCUAUUAAGCAAGUGUCUUUGAAAUAUGAGAAAUAAAGGUAUAUUGUGGAUCCACAAAAAAUAAGUACUUAAGAAGAAAAAACAGCUGAAAAAAUGGAAGGGGAAUUCAAUCGAGAAUCGGAAUGGUUCGACUUGCGUGUCAUUCCAGACCAUGGUCAAAAAAUACUGUUAUGAGAGCAAGUAAAGAAUGCAUGUGAUGUAUGUGUGGGAGGAUUGUCUGAGAAAGAUAGACAGGGAAAGAAAGAAGAACUUUAUAAAUGGAUGGAUGAAUGUUGUGAAGAUGGCUGGUUUCCUGCAUUAUCAACUGCUGCUUGUUUAAUUUCACUGAUGAAGGAAGUCGAGAGAGUGUGUUCAAAUAGAAAAGACAAGUUAGAAAAGGAAAUAGAGAAGACGAGUAAAUUGUCCACUAGAGGCAGGAAGGUAAGAGAAAAUCACAAAAAGACAGAAAAAGUAAUGGCAAGAGCUAGAAUGCUGGCAAUGGGAUGUCCAUUAAAACAGUCAAGAAAGGAAGCGAAAAACAGUGGGGUGGGUGUGACUCAGCCGUUGUCCGCUCCGCCGCCGUAUUGUAACAAAUUGGAAAUGAAUGAUACACAAGGGCCAGUGAACCCAUUCACUGAGUCACCAUAUGCAGAUGCGAGACAGACGCUGCAAAACAUAUAAGCCCCUAUCUUAUCUGUAAAUAGAGGAACUCUAGAUGUGGAUUGGAAUGGCAGUACUGACUCGGUGGGAUCGAAACAACGUGAACCCCUGAUUCAGCACGCAGCAGAAAAUUUGGCCGCAGGCGUAACAGCCUCAGUUAAAAUGUUCGAGGAAAAACUGGAAAAAGUGUCUAACAUGUGCGGAGAACCAUAUACAAAGUUAAACCAAAUAGGAGCGUUUACGGUAGAUUUAAAUAGACACCCUGAAGUGCCACAAAAGGUAAGAGAGCACCUUUUAGCGCGUGCCUCCCGUUUUGAGAGAACUGUCAACGCUGAAAUAACAGAACAGAUACAACGUGAUAACGCGGAACGAGAUGUAAUAUUCAGACAAAGGGAACAGGAGAUAGCAGCAGAAGAAGCUCAGAAGGGACUUCCCCAUGCGGUAGCAAACACUUAUCACAUCGCACAUUUGCAAAAUCAGGUGGCUGACUUAAAGUGCCAAGUGCAGAAUUUGUCAGGAGCACACCAGGACUCCCUGUUACAACAGACACAAGAAAAUAGAAGUGCGCCCCCUUUUGCUGAAUCCACUCCACUUCGACCCAUGACACGCUCUCAAACUGUUGUUCAAGCUCCAAUGCUGGCCAAGGUUGAUCCGGCUACUGGAGCCACUGCCAUGUUUUAUAAACCUUUUUCUCCUUCUGAUCUCAGUGUUUUGAUGCAGAAACUUCCUGCAAUGCAGAAUGGAGGAGAGAACUGGCUGAGAUCGGUACAAAGGGCUGUCACAAGACAAAUUUUGACGGCUGGAGACAUGCGCGCAUUACUGACACAUGCGUGUCCUCUCUCCCAACUGGAAACACUGAUGAAGAAUUCUGGUCUGAUGAGUAUAAUGGACAAUGAGGCACUUACAAGAGAGUAUUACUUAACAUUGUUCACUGCACUAAACGCAUUGUUUCCCAUUCCUGAUCUAGUCAUCUCCGACUUAGUAUUUGCUCCUAGAACAGAUGAGGAAGCAGCGGCAUAUAUUGACCGCGCUCUUGUCGAAUAUUCUUCAAAAACAGGCCAUUUGCCAACUGACUCUGCUCUGUAUUCUCAAGUAUUUAGAGGAGCAGUGCUGAAGGGCGUUCCCAAGUCUGUGGUACAAGCCAUGGAGACGAAUCCGGACCUUCCCGGAGCGGAUCAUGCUCGCUGGUUGUCACAUCUGAAACAUCACCUGAGGAGACAUGCAAAAGAAAAAGAGUCAAAGCAUGAGAAACACAGAACCACUGAAUCGCAAUUAGCUAUAAUGCAACUACAAAGUCUCAAAAAACAAGAAGAGAAUAUUAAAAUCAUACCUGUGGCUUCCGUUGGGGCCUCGCUACCUAAUGUUGUUUCUGAGUGCAUGAUGUAUCAAACAGGCCCAUUCAUGGGUCGAGGUGCUCCGUUUGCUGGCAGAAAUCAUUGCUUCAACUGUGGUCGUAACGGACACUGGGCAAUAGACUGCCGAGCGCGUCCCCUGGAGGGCAGAGGCAGAGGAACAAGGGGCCCGCCUAGAGGAUUCAACAGGCGUGGUUAUGGCCAGCAAAGAGGAAGAGGAUACGGACAGCAACAGCAGCAGGAUAUUGCUCCCCAAUAUCCGCCGCAGCAGCAGCAGUCUUACCAUCAAGUGCCGAACCAACAGCACCGGCCACCGUCUGGGGGCCAGUAUCCGCAAUGAUGGGGCCCCGAAUCCACAUGCCAUGGUCUGCAGGAACCAAUAAUUGGACUGACGGUAGGAGGAACUAUUUUACCUUUUAUGGUCGAUACGGGAGCCAGACAUUCAACCGUUAUGACAUUACCACCUGAAAGUUCCCUUACUGCAAAAGGCAUUUCACUUGUUGGAUUCCGGGGUGAAGAAACCAUCCUGCACAUGACUACACCCGUACAUACUCAGUGUUUUACACAAACUCUUUUACACUCGUUUGUGUAUGCGCCCAAUUGCCCUGUCAACCUGUUGGGAAGGGAUCUUCUCAUCAAAACAGCUCCAACAAUACUGUGCAGCCCGGAUGGACUGAUAUUACAGUUUCCUGAUGGACACACCUACUGUUGUUCCGGUGACGACACAUCAAACAUCUACAUGCAGGACUCAGAGCGCCGACUACCAAGUAUGACGUGUGCCACCGCCGACAUCUACUGGGCGAAAAUGGACACUGACUCACCCGGAUGGACGGAAGCAGAGACCUUUUGGACUCAAUGGUCGCCAUGGGUUCGUCACCUCAGACCCUAUGAUAUGGUUUCUGAUUGUAUGCAUUGCACUCUGUACUAUGACAGGACGGGAGAUGAGGUGUACAGCGAGGCUUUCCAAAAUGUAGAAGGCAACAUCUGGGAACUACAAAUGGGUGACCUGUUCGUGGGAAAACCAGGAAAUGACGCAGCGGAUAAAGCGGCGAAGGCAGCGGCUGGUUAUCUUCCCACCUCACAACUAGUUGUAAGUGAAGCAGAAUUGAAAGACAGACAGGAAGUAACAGAAGAAACAGUUAAAAUAUGGCAGGAACAAGGGAGUCCCGAAGAAAGGAGUAUGUGGAAAUCAAAAGGGGGUGAGAGAGAUGAGAAAGGUAUUUGGAGAAAAGGAGGAAAAUGUAUACCACCUCAGAAGCAAUUAAAACUGUUGAUAAGCGAAGCUCAUGGAGCAUGCCAUGUAGGCGUGGAAGAAACACUGAGACGACUCCACACCUGGUGGCAUCCUUUCAUGAGAGCAAUUGUUAAAAAUGAACUCCAGGAUUGCAGUGUCUGUAGCAGAUAUAACAGCAUGCCUACCACGAAACCACCCCAGGGAACUCACGAUCCGGACGUGACGGCACCUGGGCAGGUGGUUUCGAUGGAUUUUACAGACAUGAUUAAAAGUGUGUCCGGUUACAGGUAUCUACUAGUAAUAGUGGAUUCCUUCUCCGGUUGGCCUGAAGCCUAUCCCUGCAAAACAGAAACGGCAAACAUAGUGGUUAAACAUUUGAUUAACCAUUAUAUUCCAUCUCAUGGGUUCCCAAGUAAAAUUAGGUCUGAUAAUGGGACCCAUUUUAAAAAUAAACAUUUGCAGGAAGUAGAAAGAGCCCUGGGACUGAAACACACAUUUGGUUCAGUAUAUCACCCACAGUCCCAAGGACAAGUAGAAAGAAUGAAUCGGAACAUUAAGGAAAAAUUGGCCAAAGCUUUAGCUACUUCAAAUCUCAAUUGGCUACAAGCCCUUCCUUUGGCUUUGAUGAAUGUACGAAUGUCACUCAAUUCAGCCAAAGGCUGGACUCCAUUUGAAUGUCAUACUAACAGACCGUUUCCGGCUCCAACAGCUCCACUGGAGACAACAGAUGUGUCUGGCCCUCCGGAGCUCAAACAACUAACGCUUGCUUUUUCGCAACUAACUGCAAAACAACCCGACGCUCCUUUGGUAAUGCAUGAAAGUGAAUUUGUAUGGUUGAAAGUAACCAAAAGAAAGUGGUCUGAACCCAGGUGGACAGGUCCUCAUAAAGUGACGGAGAGAACAUCGUCCGCUGUCCGCCUACAAGGAAAGGGGGAGACGUGGUACCACCUCACCUCUACACGACCAGCAAAGACCCCGCCCUGACAGAUCAUCAUUGCCGCAAGUACUGACUGCACGUCAACGCCAGACCAGUUCCCAUCCCACUGACGACAUCACUCAUCAAAGGUUGAGAUCACGGUACACGGGCAGAAUAAUCCCGGUGACUCAACCUAGGACCGGGUAGUCUAACCCCAGGUCCUGAAGAAGCUGACAGCGCUCUCUAGCGACGAUCCUGAAAAAACACCACCCAACAAUGGCCCGCAAAUGGGACAAUGUUUCAAUUUGUUGUUACAUCACAACCCUUUUUAUUGUAUUAACUCUCUUGCCUGUUUGGUAUUUUUGGAUGCGUCUUGGUGCGCGCUCAAACCUAACAACAAUACAGAGAGGUAAGCGAAAACUCAAUUCAGGUCACUCAACUGUACCUAUGUCCCAGUCUGUUCCCUGGAUUUUAGAAUGGACGUACAACCAUUCGAUAACUUUAACAGUGCCACCAAGCACCUACUGCCGUUGAAAUACCAAUUACAUCUCUAAAAGGGUUCAGAAACACCGUUCAGAUAACAGGGGAGGGCUGGAGAGGUUAUUGGUGGUAUAUGACAGGAAACGUGCUAGAUUUAAGCUGGGAUUCUUUAAUAACCACUAAACAAGGUAACUAUUGGCCAUCGGGAAAGACCAAAGAAGCUGUCUUUUUCAAAGACAAAAUCACCCUUACCAAAAAAGGGGAUCUACUUAAACUGACCUUUGCUCUCCCCGAUGGUAUAUUGCGUCCACCAAGUGCAACCAUUUUUAAUGUUUCAUGCUGGGGUUUUUUACUCUGGGCCUGGUCAUCAGGACCAGACCCUCAUUUUCCCGUUGUCAUAUGUGAAAACACUACUAUGGGACAACUUGAUCAGCCAAUAUUAAAUAAUUAUACACAAACUAUCAAGUUGACGGCCAUCAGUGUACCCUUAAAUAGCGUGGAUGGUUUGUUUCGAGUUACCACAGGCGUAUCAGGAAACAGCAACAAUUGGCUAUUAUUAACUGAGGAAGCGGCAAAGACUACUAAAAAAAUUGCGUGGUUUGCAUGGGACCUCGUCCUUUACUCAGGGUGGUCCCUGCCAAUAUUGACACACAAUGUGUUAUGGAAUUGAUGAAUAAAACGCUACCCUCACGAAACUGUUCCAAAUGGGACAAAAUACACCCAUUGGUAAGAUGGCAAAAAGAUAAACCUCUGUUUUUAAACCAAGUUGCAAAAGGCAACUUCACCUGUAUUAACAUUACAGGAAACAAUGGCCGAUUGGGAAGGUUAAACCACGCACAACAAUGUCAGUCACUUAUCUUUGUGGGAUCAUCAUUUCGGCCACAAUCCAGGGGCGACAUCUGGUGGUGGUGCGGUGAUGACCGGAUAUUCGACAAACUCCCUUUGAACCAAGCCGGUUACUGUGCACUGAUUUCUCUCCUGCUGCCAGUAAAGGUCUUUCCAACCACG
Phyllopteryx taeniolatus (common seadragon) is the source of this 5769-nucleotide messenger RNA. RefSeq lists its product as uncharacterized. The transcript is spliced from 2 exons. The record is from RefSeq and is a predicted model, not a curated record. Lineage: Eukaryota; Metazoa; Chordata; Actinopteri; Syngnathiformes; Syngnathidae. The coding region runs from base 942 to 2471 and encodes 509 amino acids. Gene Ontology annotation, molecular function: nucleic acid binding; zinc ion binding.